AUGCAUACAUUUAAUCGACUGCGUUCGAAAAUCCAUCAUGAAUCUUCUCAUCCGUCGAGAACCACACCAGCGUCAUUAUCAACAAAAUUAACAACACAUUUCAUUCCUUCCGCAACUGCCAAUUCUACUAAUACUACACCUACUCAAUCUAUUAGCAUCUCAGCACCUAUUAUUAAUUCGAAAGACAAGGUUAUAAUUAUCGACAAAGAUCAGACAAAUAAGAGUCGUAAUGAAGAGCAGAUAUCAGUUGUAGACGACGACAGCAUCGAAGAACAACUGAUCUCAUCAGAAGAAACAGAAAAAAUGUCUGGUGAAUGCACACAUCUUGAUGAUCAGGUAGAUUAG
Molecule: messenger RNA, 345 nt
Organism: Adineta ricciae
Lineage: Eukaryota; Metazoa; Rotifera; Eurotatoria; Adinetida; Adinetidae
Source: the annotation of a GenBank genome assembly